Dufourea novaeangliae is the source of this 1647-nucleotide messenger RNA. It is a transcript of the gene tral, whose product is annotated as protein LSM14 homolog A-B. Gene Ontology annotation, molecular function: mRNA binding. Gene Ontology annotation, cellular component: P-body. The record is from RefSeq and is a predicted model, not a curated record. Gene Ontology annotation, biological process: P-body assembly; cytoplasmic stress granule assembly. NCBI's taxonomy places the organism in Eukaryota, Metazoa, Arthropoda, Insecta, Hymenoptera, Halictidae.
UCAGACGGUGUCGUGAAUCCUGUAAUAUCACAUCGAUCAUCGUUCAGAAGAAAAAGAUUCAAGAUGAGCGGAGGAAUGCCAGAAUUGGGUUCGAAAAUCAGUUUAAUAUCGAAAGCGGACAUUCGUUACGAAGGCCGACUUUUUACCGUUGAUCCUCAAGAAUGUACGAUUGCUCUGGCUAAUGUGCGUUCUUUUGGAACUGAGGACAGAGAAACACAACUUCCUGUGGCACCACAGAACCAAGUCUAUGAAUACAUUUUAUUCCGUGGUUCAGAUAUUAAAGAUAUUCGAGUGGUGAAUAAUGUGAGUUCAAUCCCAAAUGAUCCAGCCAUUGUGCAGAUGACGGUGCAACCGUCUAUGAGCCAGCAGUCAUACCAACCACAGCCUAGUUAUGCUCAUCCAAUGAUGAGCCAGAUGGGCCCAAUGGGUGGGCAGUAUGGAACACCUUAUGGCAUGACAAUGGGUACCCCAAACUCACUACCAAUGGCCAAUGUCGACCCAUUACCAAAAGACCAAUCUCUGGAAGAUGGUGUAUUAGAUCUUAUUAGCGGUGGUUCACGAUCAACAACUCCAACAUCGUCCUUGCUGACAAGAAAAAGUCCCACUAUGGAUCAGGGGGUUCAGGUAAGCCAUCAGCAGCAGCAGCAACAACAAAGUGGCACUAUUGGGAAACUCGGUGACAAGACAAACAUGAGAACCAUUCAACCUACUCGUCGUGAUCAUGAUAGCCAUAAUAGCGGUAACAAGACAGGAGGCACUGUGUCACAGUACAACGACGCAAAGCGUGAUCCUAUGAAGCAGGAUGGCCAAAUGCAAGGUCAAGGAGCCCACACGCAAGGCGGUCGAGGAAAUCGUGGUGGUUGGAUGAAUCGUGGAAAUAUGAGGGGCAGAGGUGGACGAGGUCGCGGUGGCUUUAGAAGUCAACCUGGUAAUGCUGGUGCCAAACCGAAGAAUACACUGAAAUUCGACAUCGACUAUGAUUUCGAGCAGGCUAAUACUGAAUUCGAAGAAUUGAGAUCUCAGUUAGCGAAAACGAAGAUCGAUUCUGGUACUGACAAUGAAAAGAAGGAUGACAGCGGUAAUGAAACUGGAGCAGGCGAAGGAGAGCCUGAAGAGGAACCGGAGGUAGUCCAUUACGAUAAGUCGAAAUCUUUCUUUGAUAACAUUAGCUGCGAAGCUGUCGAGAGGAGUAAAGGUCGGUUCCAACGUACGGACUGGAGGACAGAGCGUAAAUUGAACUCUGAAACAUUCGGCGUGGCGUCAACGAGGCGCGGUAGUUUCCGUGGUCGCGGUUAUUAUAAUCGUGGAAUGGGCGGCAUGUACCGAGGUGGUGGUGCUGGCGGUUUCCGUGGUGGUUACAAAGGUUCUAGAGGCGGUAACCGCAAUCCAGCGAACCAACACCAACAGCAACAGAACAAUCCUGGCAGUCAAAACCAACGUACGAUCAACGAACAGUCGGCCACUCAAUCGCAGCAAAAUAGCCGCGUUGUAUCAUUUUGAAUAACGCAACGGGACACCAUAUAUGUAUAAGUAUUCACUUUAGAUUAAGAUUUUUACGAUACGUGCUCUGCUCUUAUGGACUGAUUUGAAUUUCGAGUUUAAGAAGGACUCACUGAUUCAAGAAAAUAAUAGAAAAGAAAGGUCAUG